Messenger RNA from Diabrotica virgifera virgifera (western corn rootworm), 8165 nucleotides. Its product is annotated as nephrin-like. Bases 23 to 2470 code for a protein of 815 amino acids. NCBI's taxonomy places the organism in Eukaryota, Metazoa, Arthropoda, Insecta, Coleoptera, Chrysomelidae. The record is from RefSeq and is a predicted model, not a curated record. The transcript is spliced from 13 exons. Gene Ontology annotation, molecular function: protein binding.
UGCCCGAGAACGAGAUUUUAGUAUGGCCGAACGAUGGUCGGACGAAAACGUUUUUGCCAACAGGGCGUACUUUAUGCCCGAAAAACAACCAGCAGAACUAGGAGUAGAUCACAUCAGAGAAUCUGACCAAGCUGUCUAUCGAUGUAGAGUAGACUUUAAAAUAGCACAAACCAAGAACAGCAGAGUCAAUCUCACCGUUAUCGUGCCCCCGCAGAAGAUGACGAUCAUGGACGAAUCGGGCUCAGUGCUCACUACGUUCGUGGGCCCCUUCGCCGAAGGGGCCUCCUUUGUGCUGCGCUGCGAUGUUUCUGGAGCCAAGCCACUGCCAACAGUAACGUGGUACCGUGAUGAUGUCUUAGUAAGCAAUACCAGCAUAUCAUUGGGAAAUAGCGCCGGUGUCAGCCAGGUGCGGAGCGAACUAAGGAUCAACAGGUUAGGUCGACACGAUGUUGGAAAGCAACUGACAUGUCAGGCAUCGAACAAUCCAAGAACACCCCCAUUAACUGCCUCCCUGAAAAUCGACAUGAACUUCGGUCCAUUGGACGUAAAAAUUUUGGGAUCCAAUCAACCCUUGUCAGCUGGGAGACGCCACGAUUUAUUAUGUCAAAGUUCCGGUUCCCGACCUCCUGCCAGUAUAACAUGGUGGAAAAACGGCCAGAGAUUCGAAAGGACGAAUCACACGACUUCUAAGGAUGGCAACACAACUACGAGCACUCUGGCCUUCGUACCCAAAAAAGAAGACGAUGGGAAGUACCUCGCGUGUAAAGCAGAAAAUAAAAUGAUUUCGUCAGUGGUCCUAGAGGAUGGCUGGAAAUUGGAGAUUCACUAUACUCCAGAGGCCAGGAUUCUCCUGGGCACUUCCCUUAAUCCCAACACCAUUAGGGAAGGUACUGACGUUUAUUUUGACUGCAUUCUUAAAGCUCAUCCUCCUGUAUACAAAGUGGAGUGGAGACAUAAUGGAAAACUUCUGAACAUAAACGUGAAUGCCGGAAUAAUUAUCAGCAAUCAAAGUCUCGUGCUGCAGGGCGUAUCAAGAUCCACAGCCGGAAACUAUACAUGUGUGGGGUACAAUACCGAAGGUGACGGAGAGAGUAAUCCAUUCUACCUCAACGUCCUAUAUGCACCUAGUUGUAAACCGAAUCAGACUAGAAUCUACGGUGUAGCAAAACAAGAGAGAGCGCAGAUCAGUUGCCACGUAGAUGCCAACCCACCUGAUAUUGAAUUCAAAUGGACGUUCAAUAAUUCUGCUGACUCGGUUGAUGUUAGUCAAUCCUACAUUGCCCGUAGUGGUACUGCAAGCGUAGUUUCCUAUACUCCCAUGACUGAACUGGACUAUGGUACUUUACUAUGCUACGCCUCCAACAGGAUUGGUGCACAACGAAGUCCUUGUGUAUUUCAUAUCAUAGCUGCGGGUCGACCAGAUCAAGUUCAUAACUGUACUCUGCUCAAUAUCUCAAUGACGUCGUUUAAUAUUCGAUGUUCAGAAGGAUUUAAUGGUGGUCUUCCUCAAUCAUUUUUAUUAGAAGUUAGAGAAAGUCAAAGUCAGGAAUUAAAAAAUAACUUAACAUCUCCUGUAGCACGUUUUUCGGUAACAGGAUUAGCAGCUGGGCUACAGUACCAUGCAGUAUUAUUUUCUUUUAAUGCUAAAGGUCGAAGUGAACCGGCAGUGAUACAAGCGGCGACUUUGCGACUUCCAGAAAAACAGUUGACGGCAGAAAAAGAAAGCAGCCGUUCUGGCAGUUUCCACUUUACGCCUAUGAUGAGCAUACUGAUUGGUGUCGUUUCUGCUCUGUUGAUUGUUGCUUUGGUAGUCAUAAUGGUGUUGCGUAUGCAGUGCUCUCAUCACAACGAGAUCCGGUUAAAAGGGCAUAAAAAUAGCGCCACGGUGGUCAGCAGGAGUAAUCUGGAACACAGGGGAUCGGGCAGCCUUCCAACGCUGAGUGACAAAGGCGGUGGCAGUCCAAUUUCCAAACACGAUUCCAGCGCUGGUGAAUGUGACAGCGACGAAAAGAAUCCUGAUAUCAUUCCUCAGUCUCUAGACGAAGACGAGAAUUCCGACUAUUCCAGAAAAAGACAACACGUGUCUACGAUAGAAACAUCACCCAGCCGUGGUAUGCAGCAUCAGCCUGGAAAUUCUAGUUAUAUGGGAUAUUGCACACUUAGAAAUGGAAUGCCAUCGCAUGAUUUGUCAGCUCAACAAAAAUUGAUUCCGGCACCGCAACAAAUGAUGAGUCCAUACACAUCGUGCACACUGCCACGUCAACCACCCCAACAGUGGCUCUACGGUCCAAUGAGUCACUUACCUCCGGGGAUGUAUCCUGUAGCCUAUCGAAGCGGUCCACUUCAAUCGCAGCGGUCCCAUCCGCAGACUAGGGAACCCCCCAUAGCGUUACAACCGUUAUCGAUGACUGAAGACGAGCCUUCGGCCGAAACACCUUUGGUGCCAAAUAAAAGAGAAAGCACUGUUUGACAAAUCUCUCCAAUCUAAUCGUUAUCAGUAUCCAGCACAAUAAGACAGGGUUUCUCUAAAUAUUAAAGAUGUCGGUUUUUGGUGUAAUGUGAUUUUUAUUCUGAACUGGGUGUUAAAAGUAGGACCAUAAGGUUUAAUUUUCUAUAAACAUGUUGAGUGGAUUCUACCCAUCACUUUGAGAUUUCAUUAUAAAAUAUGUGAAGAUGUGGUAAUACCCUUGUAUUUAAAAAUAUCAAAAUCAAUUUUAUUUUUUCAAAUAAAAAAUUAUUAUUUUGUAAAAUUUAUUCUUGAGAGAUAUAAUUUAUAACUUUAAUGCAUAAUUAUUUAAGUUACCUAGCAUUUAAUAAACUUUUCUACUACUAAUAAGGGAAAUGUAAAAUUUUGUGAAAUAAUUUUUUUUUUCUAUGGAUGCUAUACAAUGUGCAACUUCUCUCACUACUUAUAUAAAUUCAAAACGAAUAAUUCCGCACGCAGUAAGAAAGGUCGGCCAUUGCACUAAGAAAUAUUUUUUCUCACGGGUUCUCGCAGGUUUUCCUUUAAUAUGAUUGCCGUUUCCAUGGUAACAUGCACAAUAAAAAUACAAUUAAUGUUGUUAAAUAUAAUGUCAAAAAAACUUACCAGGAAUUAACUUUCACAACUGUUCAAAAAUAAUUGUUAAUUAAAAUUUUAAUUAAAUAACGUAUAGAAAUUUUAAGAAUAUUAAAUACCUCCAUGUACAUGUAUUUUAUUUCAAUUUAUGCAGAUAAUAUACCUAAAAGCACCUAUAUAAUUUAAUUUUAAAGUUGGAACUCUUGACAAAACCGCAUCCAUAGAAAAAGUACAGUGUACAACACAUGAGAAAAUGACAUAUUAUUUCUCCCUCGCUUGAUUUGCAGCACUCGACUGGAGCCUCGGCUCGUGCCAACAAACUUCUGCGCUCGUGAGGAAUAUGUCUUUUUUCUCACUUGUCGUACAAUAUACUAUUUUAAAGGAUUUAAAUACAUUACAUAGGUACUGAGUUAAAUAAAUAAUUCAAAAAUGAAUUAAAUUAUAUUUUUAUUGUCAGUAAAAAGCUUUUCAAACAAAUUUCUUACUGUACACAGUACUUUUGGGUGUAUUUGACUCGAUUGAAUUGUAAUUUCAGUUAUCUUCUCAUUAACUUUUAUAAAUUUCAAGUUUUUGCGAGGUGAAUCGAUUCCCUUUAAAACCUUCAUCUUUUGGGUUCAAAGGAAUCGUUUUGAAAUUUUUUUAUUAACACUUAAACUUUUAAUCUUUCAAAUGCUGGUUUUUAAAUGCCUUAAUGUUUAUAUAAAUAAAGCCUUGGUGAAUUAAAAAAACGCUGGGUUUUAAGGGUCGUAGAAUGUUGUAUAUUUUUUUAAGUUCGUGUGAAAAAGCUAACAUUUCGAAUAAAAAAAUUUACUUCCUACAUAUUGAUGCGUAUAAGUUAUUUUAAAUAUUUAUAAUGUUAAACCCACAAUACCUUUGCAACUCUAUUUUACAAUGUUUGUCAUUAACUUUUUAACCGUUAAAAGAUUUAAUUUGAUAAUACAAGCCUUUAUCUUCAAUUUGGUAUCUUUAGAAUUUAUGUAAACCCAUAAGCAGAUAAACACAUUUAAGCCAUAAGUUUAAAAAAUAAUAGUUGGUCAACGCAAUGAAUAAAUUUGUUUGAUUCUAAUUGAGUCACAACCAUUUCUGUCAGGGUCGCAACGCCACGCGUAAGUACAUACGAAAAAUCCAAAAUGCAUACACACCAAGUUGGAUACGAUCAUAUUCAUAACACAGCAACUCGCAUACAUAUUAAGAAAAAUAAAUGUAUAUGGACAAAUAUAUUUAGAAAUUCAUUUAAUGAUGUCAUGCUAUUAUAGGGUGGCCGGAAAGUCCCUUUACACUAAAAAUAAUAAUGUUUCAACACCGCGCCAAUGUUUGUUGGCGGUUUGACGCAUGCGCAUUGUCAAGGGCAUCUAUCUGGUCACGCAGACAGACAACAAUAGUUGCGAUUGAAAAGUAAUGGCGGACACAAGUGAGUAUACCUACAAAUUGAAGACCGUUUGGUCGCUGCGGUGUAGAUACACGAACGUCGUAAUAACAAUAAAACAAUGGCCGACAGUAUGAACGAAUUUGUUGUUUGUUUUGAAAAACCGUCACCAUCCAGACCAACUUUUCUAUCAAGGGAGAAGAAGGCUUUUUCAUUGGGAACCGUUCUCGAUGCACGAAGAAGUGAAAGAACAAGAACUCGAAAACAUGUGCCGGCAGUGAUUAAUCCAUUGAACGUUCACCGAUGAAGUCGACACGGAAACGCUCUGCGGAGUUUGAUAUUGCCACUGGCGGAUUCAGGGGGUGUGUCACGGGGGUCAUGACCCCCCCCCCCCAUAAUUGUAAACCCACAAAUCACCAUUAAGACCCAUGACCUCCCAACAAGGCAAGAUCACAUGCGAAAGGUGAAACGCUUUAUUUAUUUUCAACAAGAUGGCGCCUCACCUAAUUUUGCUCUCACUGUUCGCAAUCGCCUGAAUGAAAUUUUACCUGACCGAUUGAUAGGACGAGGUUGUCCAAUCCUUGGCUUCCAAAAAGUCCAUAUUUGACAACGCCGGACAAUGUACUGUGUGGUUUAAUUAAAGAGGAGAUUAGAAAAGGCAGAUAAUAUGUUUCAAAUGAGGACUUGCGAAACGGAGUUCGCCAAGCUUUUACGUAGAGGAAAGUAACCAAAUAUGGAAUAGUUCCCUAAUAUGGAAUUCCUUGAUUUCUCCGAAAAUAUAAGUUGGAAGCGCACUACAAGACCAUCCUCUAUUUCAGUCGCUCUCUUUAUUAUCGUAUUCACACCUCUGUGUCAGAUGCGCGAACGAUACGUGUCUGACAGGCGCGUUUUGUUAUAUCGUCUCGCAGAAAAUUUCAAAGGUAAAUAUAUUCAACGAGUAUUAUUGGUUAUUAUGCAUGAAUACAGACUUGUUAUGCUGUUGCGUAUAUCAAUAGUACCUUUAUUUUGAUAUUUUAUGACCUUCUGUAAUUAAAACAUUACGACUUGAAAAAAUGUUGAUACUAGUUUGAACUAAUGUACAAAUCCAAAUAUGGACAGUCGUUGGUGCCUAAUUAUGGAAUAGUGGAUUAAGUGUAAGUGGGCUCAUUAUGAUUGUGCUGGUCCAGAGUUUCAUACAUGGAUCUGUGAUGUCGGCAAGUGAAUUAAGCUACUUCUUCCAUUUUUCAAAAUUUUCUUAUUUAAAUUUAUUUGAUCUCAGAUGUUUAUGUCUAUUUUUGUUAUUGAUAUGUUGGUUUAUGCCUAUAUUCCAUAUAUGGGUACCUAUUCCAUAUUUGGUUACCCAUUUGGGAUUUUGUUUUUUUGUUCGAUUUUUUUUGUUAAUUAAGAUAUUUAAUAGAAGGCUUUUAAUUACUACAUAAAAAUGUAUGACUGAUGUGUCAUAACAUUAAAUUGUUUUCAUUUCUAUAAAGGUAUUAUUUUAUAUCCCCAAAACAAAAUGGUAUUCCAUAAUUGGCGACUUUCCUCUAAGUAACUCCGAACAUGCUGAGACGGAAGAGUUGUGUUGCGACAAUGGAUAUAUGCACACAGAUAUUUUAGAUAAAUAAAUAACUAACAAUUAACUUACAAACAAAAUUAUAUUAUUAUUUUUCCCUCUGUAAUACAACAACAGCAAUUCAUUAAUGUAAAGGGGCUUUCCGGCCACCCAUAUGAACGGUGCGCUGGAAUAAGUUUUACCCCCUUAUUAACUUAUUUACUAUUAGCUCAUAAGCAAAACGCUCCUAUAGGUCGAUUUUUAAAAUAAUCUUAGUAUAUUAUGGCAUCAAUGUUUCGAACUUUACGCGAUCCCUCUUCAGGUGACAGGCAUAAGUUUGAUUUUUUUAAAUGGGAAUGUACAUCGUGUCUGUGACACCUCAUUUAAAAGUUCUUAAAACACUGAUUACAAAAAUGUGUAAUACUUUAAUCCUUUUUGAGAGCGUCGGCGCAAAAUUUCGGUCGAAUUAUUUUUAAAUGCAUUCAUUUUUUUUUAAUCCUGAGAAAACUAAUAAGUAUUUUUGAAAAAUUUUAACGCAGAAUGAAAGAUUACAGUAUUACCGAGGGUUUCAAGCUGUAGAACUUGUGCUAUAAUGCUUAUUUUAAUAAGUUACAGGGGUGAAAAAAAAGAGAAAACUGAGUGUGAUUUUUAUUUUAAAAUAUCAUUCAAAAGAAACUUUUUGUUAAUUCUAAGAGACUUUUAGCCCUCGGUAAUAUUUUAAUCUUUCAUUCUGCGUUUAAAUUUUUAAAAAAUACUUAUUAGUUUUCUCAGGAUUCGAAAAAAAAAUGAAUGCAUUUAACAAGAAUUCGACCGAAGUUUUGCGCCUACCCUCUCAAGAAGGAUUAAAGUAUUACACAAUAUUGUAAUCAGUAUUUCAAGAGAAUUUAAAUGAGUUGUCACAUGAUGUACUUUUCCAUUUAAAAAAAUCAAAGUUAUGCCUGUCACCUGAAGAGUAUCGCGUAAAGUUCGAAACAUUGAUGCCAUAAUAUACUAUGAUUAUUUUAAAAAUCGACCUGUCCGAGCGUUUUGAUUAUGUGCUAAAAAUAAAGAAGUUAAUAGGGAGGAGUAACACUUAUUCCAGCGCACUGUAUAAUGUAGGUAAAGUAGCGUGAUAUCAUUAAUUCAAUUUCUAAAUAUAUUCUUCCAUAUAUUUAUUUUUCUUAAUAUGUAUGCGAGUUGGUGUGUUAUGAAUAGGUCGUAUCCAACUUUAGUUACGCGUGACAUUGCAAACGUGACAGAAAUGGUGGUGACAUCUGUUGACUGUCUCAAUUUAUUAGAAUCAAACAAAUUUAUUCAUUGUGUUGACCUACUAGUAUUUUUUAAACAAUGCCAAUUUUUGUUAAACAAACAAAAAAAUGUAGACGUUUAUACAGAUUAACAGAUACCUACUUUCUGGGAUAAAUAAUUUUAACUUUGCAAUAUCGAACUAUUAAGUGAAUCUACUUGAAAUCUCUAUAACUGAAUAUUUGUGAUAUUGUCCCCAUUCUUACGCGAAAUUAAAGUUUGUUGUGCAUUUUUAGAAUAGUUAUUAAUAUUUUGAAAAAAAAUCGACUUUUGAAGCUAUUUUUGCAACAAAUUAGCAAAAACAACUUUAUAUAGCUGUAAUUUUAAAGGAUUGUCUAUGCUUUUUCAGUAAAAUUGUGUCACCUUUUCGUAUAAUUUACCAGUGUUCAACUUUGGUAUUUAAAAUCAAAUACCGAUCUUACAUUAUACUAUUUAUAAAUAACAAAUUGCUGAAAAUGAAUGAAAAUGUUUAAUCAUUUGCAUGUUUUGUUUAUUACAUAUUGGUAUCACCAAUUUUAUCAAAAAUAGUUCUUAGAUACCUGUAUUAGAGUAAAAAAGGCUUUUUUGCUCAUUUUUCUGAUCUAAUAAAUACCGGGAAUAUACUUAUUUUAACAUAAUAAUGUUGGUUAUUAAGACGACUCAUUUAUUCCCAAGAGAACAAAGUAGCAGAAGAAACAUUAAAAUUUUUAUCUGAAUUAUCACGAAAUAUUUCUUUUACUAUUUUAACUACCAUUUAUUUAUAAAUCCUUGAUUUGGCUAAAGUAGCCAACAAAUCUCUUAAAAAUGGGUUGCAUUCCACUUAUCAUGUAAAAUCAAUUACAAAAUUUAUGUAUGAUCUUUACUCUAAAUGAAUACAGCAAACUUUUUUAGGAAUAUUUUUUUGUAUCUGUCAUGUACACUCAACAAAUAAAAACAAACGAACACGA